CACUCCGCGCGCCAGCUCCAAAACUCCCUGUGGCAAAAAAAAUAAACUCACCCAGCAGCGCGCGGCUCACUGAAAGACAGGCACUCCCCGGAGAAUGAGCGCGGGCGCGUUGAGAGAAGCGGGAGAGGUUCUACCGCUGCAGGUGAACAGAUGGACUAGAGCCUGGGCAAGAUCACACACAGCCUACCAACCGCCGGACGGUUUCCCUUAAGUGGACUUGCAUAACAACGGUGUCUUUCCUACAGCGACGUGUAGAGAAUAACUUUCUAUCUCGGAAUGGAAUCUUCCUUAAUGGCUGAGUGAGAGCUACAGCCUGUCCGUCAGCUGUGUGGGUGGGGCCAGCUGAGUGGGCAGUGAGGUGGUGACCAUGAUCGCCACAGGGGGCUUGCUGCGUAUCAAUGCACGCCGGCAGGACUCUCUGCGUUCCAAGACACGGGCGGAGAAUCGGAGGAAGAGGAAGGCCAGGAAGAAGAGGAGGAACGAGGUGGUGGUGGUUCAGGGGAAGCUGCAGCUCUGCUCCCUUUCCGGGCUGGUCGCUGCUGUGGGCUUGGUCAUCCUGCUGGUGGGCGUGGCUAUGGCCAUCCUGGGCUACUGGCCUCGGGACAGCCUUCUCUACCCAGGACCCACCAGGGUGGCAGCGGUGGGUCAGGAGUUGGUGAACCGCUCUACCGGUUUCACCGGGGCUAAUGGCACAAACUCUGUCCAGGCACCACGCAGCUUCCUGGAAGAGUUCAUGGAUAAGUACCUCUACUCAGACAUGUUGAAGGUGUUAGGACCUCUCAUCAUGGGAAUUGGCAUCUUCCUCUUCAUCUGUGCCAAUGCUGUUCUGCACGAGGAUAGAGACAAAAAGACCAAAAUAAUCAAUCUCCGAGACAUCUACUCCACGGUGAUCGACGUCCACAGCCUGCGCAAAGAAUGCUCACCACUCAAUGGCUUUGUCAACUACGUCCAAUCAAAAGGUUUGGAGGGGAAGUCAAGCGCUGCCUAUGCUGCUGCCCUAUUGGCUAGGACAUCGUGGCCCCAAGGGGGGGCAGAGCAUGGGGGAGGACAGGAGGAGGAAGGUCAGGGGUCACCAUCAGGAUCAUCUCUGACAAGGCUGGGGGGGACAGAAAUGGAGAAGCCUCACUUCACAGACCCUGUUUAUAGCAUCUGUCAAGAGCAUGGACUGGCACCCCCCACCCCUCCCCGUCAGCCCCCCCCCUCUCCUCCCCCCUCCUCAGUCUCUUCUCCCCCCUCCCCCAGCCCUCGGCAGUGGGACAGUGUGAUUUCAGCGGCCCCCUCUGUCCACUCCUUUACCCUGCCACUGACCCGUUCGUCCCGUCGUUCCAGCCAGCAUCACCAGCGACGGCCGUCAGCCAGGGCCGAGACAGGGAGGGGGAACAGGGCGGGCCUCGGGGGCCUAGGGGGCGCUGGGGGCGAUGGAGAAGGGAAGGUGCAGACAGGUAGGACUCAGGACUGGGUAGAGGUUUCCAGGAGCAGCUGCAGCCUCACGGGAGUGACACAGGGCUCCCAGGCCCAGCUCCUCUCCUCCUCCCCUGAUCAAACCCACAGGCCCACGGCCUCCCACCUCUCCCUCAGUGCUUCCCCCCCCUCCGGCCAUGCAGUGGACUGCUCCAGGAGACUGAGCUGCCCCCGGUUAGACAGCUACAGCUGCACGGGUUAUACUAAACUAGGGAGCAUGGGGGGGGAGUCGUUUGAGUCCAGUGAGGUGGCUACCUUCAGUCACAUGACAGUUCUGGACAGAGGUCAGAGGUCAUUGGAAGCCGGCGAUGAGGAAGAGAGCCAUGCAGGAAGUGAGGCUUCAGAGGGAGCAGGAAAAAGGAAGUUCUCCAACAAAGAGAAGCUACAGAUGAUCUCUCGGACGGACUCGGGGCUUGACCAAUCACAGGAGGUGGAAUGCCUGGGACAAGAGGGGGAGGGGCCUGGAACCUGAAGUUUCGGAACCGGAAAACCUGGGAAAGGUGACGGGUGAUACCUGGGAGGGAGGGGCCAAAUGUAUGGGGUUAGAUGAUGUUACGUUGUUCGUCAUCUCUAACUGUCUGAGUGUUAGAAGACAACACGUCCAUGUAUGCACUGACUAAACUACGUUGUCUAAAUACCAAUGUUUCAAUAUUUGUAUGCUGUUGAACUUGUACGUAUGCUGUUUGGCCCGUGUUGCUUGUUAGGGAGUCUAUAUAUUAGCUUCUGCCUGAGAUUCAUGCACUGUCACUCACUAGCACUAGUCACCUCUCAAAAACAGAGAUGAACAGACUGUAUGGUUGCCUGGCAACCGGUGAACUUCCACAAAGUAGCAGGUAAGUCACUCUAGCCAUUGUAAAAUCAAAGUCAAUGUCACAUCCAAACAGAAAGGACAUUGAAGCCUGUUGUUGUAGCAAUCUGUUCAUGUAUCCCGCUUUGUUCUUAGCACCACACAGUAGCCUCUGAGUUGUAGGUCAGCAGCCCACCUGCAGUUUGUGACUAUUGAAUUCAUAUCUCUCCCUCUAACCACACCUGGGUGGAAUCCAUUGAGAGGAUGUUUGAUUCGUCUCCCUGGCAUGUUCGAUGGGUGGGUUAUGCAUUUCUGACAGUAUUAUAUGGUGGAGGUGAAGCAAGCAAUCUGAAUCAAGCACAGCUGAAGUACUGGAGAGGAUUCUGAACAGUAAUUCUCACUAAUAUGUACUGUAACUGGUUUCAACUAUCCAAUCAGAAACCAGCUUGUCCUGUCCUCUGUGACCUGUUCUGUCUAAUAAUAAACACGUGGAUCUACCCUGUCA
Osmerus eperlanus (European smelt) is the source of this 2753-nucleotide messenger RNA. RefSeq names its product transmembrane protein 200C, genome duplicate a (gene tmem200ca). Lineage: Eukaryota; Metazoa; Chordata; Actinopteri; Osmeriformes; Osmeridae. Bases 368 to 1933 code for a protein of 521 amino acids. The transcript has 3 exons. The record is from RefSeq and is a predicted model, not a curated record.